AUGAAAGACUAUGAUGUGUCUAAAUGGUGGAAAGAAAUUAAAAAACUUGGCUAUGGUUCUAGCAAAACGGAAUGGUGUGAGCAACUAAUGGGUGAGGCAACCGGUACAAUAGAGGAACUAGCUGAGAACAUUAACAGUUUUUUCGUUAAUUUAUCAUCAGAUUUCCAACCCCUUGAAGUCGAUCGGAACUAUCAAGCCGAAUGCCCACCCGAUAUGCUCGUUGACCAGUAUAAAGCGUAUCGUGCCUUGAAGGAAGUUAAAUGUCAUAAAUCAGUUGGCCCUGAUGAAAUUCCUAAUAGGAUACUUCGCGACUUUGCUUUCGAAUUAUCCCCAGUGGUGUCCGAUAUUUAUAACAGUACUUUGAGACAAGGAAAAAUCCCUGAAUGA
This is a messenger RNA of Paramuricea clavata, 387 nucleotides long. Lineage: Eukaryota; Metazoa; Cnidaria; Anthozoa; Malacalcyonacea; Plexauridae. The record is from the annotation of a GenBank genome assembly.